Messenger RNA from Athalia rosae (coleseed sawfly), 451 nucleotides. RefSeq lists its product as uncharacterized. The coding region runs from base 117 to 443 and encodes 108 amino acids. The transcript is spliced from 2 exons. NCBI's taxonomy places the organism in Eukaryota, Metazoa, Arthropoda, Insecta, Hymenoptera, Athaliidae. The record is from RefSeq and is a predicted model, not a curated record.
AAAUAGAUAAAAAAAUAUAUAGAUCAAAUUCGAAAUUGAUUCAGCUGAUGGCUGAUCAUUAAAUUGAGACUAAAUGAAUUCUGACUUUUCGCGGAAGCUAUCCAAGUCAAUUCCUGAUGUACCUGAAAAAGCUGGAUCUAUGGGUGCAGGUGCGCUAUGCUCAACAACAACCAACCCUACAAUUACCUGAUCUAAUAAAAUCAAAAUCCAGGGUACCGCCACGCCAUGUGAUAAAAGGGAGAGAGAGGAGGAGAGAUAUUAUAAAUUACAACGACUCCAACGCAAGCGUUCACCAUCGCGUGAGCUGGCAGAGAAGUCGAGGAACUUUAACUGCGCUCACCAUCGCUGCCGGUACCAAAACCGGACCCGAGCUGGUUCCCAAGCUCGGGGGUCUUGGAUUUUACCCGGAAGUCUCUGCCUCCCUGAUGACUAAAGAUGUGUAGUAGGUGUG